CCUCUUCCCUGUGUGUUUCUUGCUGUGUCUGGUUUUUUCUCUUUCUCCUCCCAUCUCCCUGUUGCUCCCUCUCUUCCUCGGUUCCCUCUGCCUUCAUCACUGCCUCUGUGACUUGACAAUCUUCUUUCUCAUGCCAUACCUCGUCAUCUUCGUCUCUUUACACUCUCCCUGUGAUUCCACCUUCCUCUCUCACUGAACCUCCAGGGAGGGGGAGGUGUGUGUUGCUUCAGUUUCUCGUCCCCUCCUGCCUGCUGUUCCGCCACAUCUCCCCCGCCUCUCCCCACCCCUCAUUCGCAGCAAGUAUGACAUCUGGCUGGGCCGCAAUACUCUCUCUGACGAAGACCAGUGGAUCCAGUCUAUACACAGCUUUCCACACCCCAAAUUCCACAUGAAACUGCUGCAUGAUGUCAUCACCCCUCAGAGUGACUUUGGCCAUGACAUCAUGCUGGUCCGCCUGAACAGACCUGCCAGGAUCACAGACACUGUUAGGGUGGUGGGCCUCCCCACUGAGGAACCCAGACUGGACAGCACCUGCUACACGUCUGCCUGGGCCAGAGGCUACCCAAACAAACCCAAGAAGCCAGUGGAUUUCUUGUGUUUGGAACUCAGAGUCAUAUCUAAUGACAUGUGUGUCAGAACCCUCGGCCAGAUGGUGAACAGCUCCAUGCUGUGUGCUGGGUACUCGAGAGGCAUCACAGGCAUCUGCCAGAGUGACUCAGGGGACCCACUGAUCUGCAACGGUACUCUACAGGGAAUCGCACUAUGGAACAAAAACCCAUGUGUAAGGCCCCGUUCCCCCUCCUGGUACACCAGUAUCCUGCCAUAUGUGAAGUGGAUCAAGGCCACCAUGGCAGCCAACCCCUGAAUGCCCUGCA
Messenger RNA from Nycticebus coucang (slow loris), 875 nucleotides. Its product is annotated as kallikrein-2-like. Lineage: Eukaryota; Metazoa; Chordata; Mammalia; Primates; Lorisidae. The record is from RefSeq and is a predicted model, not a curated record. Gene Ontology annotation, biological process: proteolysis. Gene Ontology annotation, molecular function: serine-type endopeptidase activity. Bases 389 to 865 code for a protein of 158 amino acids. The transcript has 3 exons.